Aspergillus puulaauensis is the source of this 1044-nucleotide messenger RNA. RefSeq lists its product as uncharacterized. Bases 1 to 1044 code for a protein of 347 amino acids. Lineage: Eukaryota; Fungi; Ascomycota; Eurotiomycetes; Eurotiales; Aspergillaceae. The transcript has 4 exons. The record is from RefSeq and is a predicted model, not a curated record.
AUGGAGAGCAUCACGCCAGAAUAUGCUAGCCAGACCAAGGGGCCCCGCAUCCUAGGGGUAUUCUGGGCUUUUUACCUUGUUAGCGUUCUGCUGGUCUCUGCGCGGUUGUAUAUCCGGAUACGAUGGCUGAAGAAUAUCGGCCUGGACGACUACAUUAUCGCGGUAGCCAUGAUCAUGCUCACAGGAUACACCGUCGUAACAACCGUAAACGUCGGCCUCGGAUACGGAAAACACACAGCCAUCAUCAUGCAAGAAGGCGGCAUGGACCUGCUAGUCAAAGUGCUACUCAUCAACUACGCCGAUUUCGCACUGGGGAUCAUGUCGUUCACGACGCCGAAACUCGCGAUCGCGGCGCUGUUGAACCGGAUCAUGAAUCCUAGCAAGUUCCACCGGGUCUGGCUCUGGUUCCUCACGGCGCUCGUCUUUGUUUCGUCGACGAUCUGUAUCGUUGUUCUGUUUACAAUGUGCGAUCCACCCGAGGCGCUGUGGAAGAUUGAGCUGGUGUCUUCGGGUGCUGCUACCUGUCGCUCGAAUGAUAUUUUGGUUGGUUAUGCUAUAUUCACGGGGGCGAUAUCCGGUUUCGUCGACCUGUACCUCGCCAUAUACCCUACCCUCGUCCUCACGCGCCUUCAAAUAACAUUACAGAAGAAGUUGGCCUUAUGUGCUGCGCUAGGGAUGGGCGCCGUCAUCGAAUCCAACAUGAUAAUAAUGGCCUCAUGCAUCCCCACGCUAGGCCCGCUAUAUGAGAUGGCCCGGGGGAAACGCUCCUGGAGCUCGAAGCAGCGGUCCUACAAGAGCAGCGCGAACCAAUUGCCAUCGUCAUCAGUGGACCGGCAUACGAAGAAAUCGCUGUUUAGCUCGCAAAAGGAUGCGGAUCUGUUUGAGACGAAUAUUGGUACUGCACGGGAGGGGAGUCAGGAGAGUAUACUUGGCGCAGACGAGGCGCAACAUAGCCACGCGAAUGGCCGGAUUCAGCGCACUGAUCAGGUUGUUGUUGAGUAUGAGAUGAGGCCUCUAGACCGGGAGGGACGGCCGUCGUGGUGA